GGGUUUGGGACCGGCAGAGCAGCAUUGCCCCGCGCACGCAGGCGGCUGCUGCCUCCUGAGACAUGAAGAAGUUUUUCGACUCGCGUCGGGAGCAGGGUGGCUCUGGCCCUGGAUCGGGCACCAGCGGCGGCGGCGGUGGCAGCGGCGGCCCGGGCAGCGGGUACAUCGGGAGGGUGUUCAGCAUCGGCCGGCACCAGGUGACGGUGGACGAGGUGCUGGCGGAAGGUGGAUUUGCAAUAGUGUUUCUGGUGAGGACCAACAAUGGGAUGAAAUGUGCCCUCAAGAGGAUGUACGUCAACAACGAGUACGACCUGCAGGUCUGCAAAAGGGAGAUCCAGAUCAUGCGGGAUCUGUCUGGCCACAAGAACAUUGUGGGAUACAUUGACUCCAGUAUAAACUCCGUGAGCAGCGGGGACGUGUGGGAAGUGCUCAUCCUGAUGGACUUCUGCCGAGGGGGUCAGGUGGUGAACCUCAUGAACCAGCGCCUGCAGACGGGCUUCACGGAGGCCGAGGUCCUGCAGAUCUUCUGUGACACCUGCGAGGCCGUAGCCAGGUUGCACCAGUGUAAAACGCCCAUAAUCCACAGGGAUUUGAAGGUCGAAAACAUCCUGCUGCACGACCGUGGCCACUAUGUCCUGUGUGACUUUGGCAGUGCUACUAACAAAUUCCAGAACCCUCAAACAGAAGGGGUGAAUGCAGUAGAGGAGGAGAUCAAAAAGUACACUACAUUGUCCUACAGAGCACCAGAAAUGGUCAACCUGUACAGUGGCAAACUUAUUACUACAAAAGCAGACAUAUGGGCCCUCGGCUGUUUGCUGUACAAGCUGUGUUACUUCACUUUGCCCUUUGGAGAGAGUCAGGUGGCAAUCUGUGAUGGCAACUUCACCAUUCCAGAUAAUUCCCGGCACUCACAAGACAUGCACUGCCUCAUCCGGUAUAUGCUUGAACCAGACCCUGAUAAGAGACCUGAUAUUUAUCAGGUCUCCUACUUUGCAUUCAAACUGGCAAAGAAGGAAUGUCCAGUCCAGAACGUCCAGAACUCGCCAAUCCCCACUAAACUCCCAGACCCGGUUAAAGCAAGUGAAGCUGCUGCAAAGAAGAGUCAACCCAAGGCCAGGCUGACAGAUCCCAUCCCUACAACAGAAACUUCCAUAGCACCCCGCCAGAGACCUAAAGCAGGACAGACACAACCCAACCCUGGAAUUCUGCCCAUUCAGCCAGCCCUGACACCUAGGAAGAGACCCACGGUUCCAGCAGCCAUUCAGCCGCAAGUUGCAGGCCCUGCUGCCCUGGGCAGUGCUCAGCCCUCGCUCCCUGCAAGUGUUCCCCAGCAAAAAGCAGCACCUCAACAGGCUCCAGCACAGCCCCAAGCCAAGCAAGCACCGGCUCCACAGCAAGCCCCGCAGGCACAGCCCCAGGUCCCCUCUACUCAGCCACAAGCCACACCUCAGCAUCAGCAGCAGCUUUUCUUGAAGCAGCAGCUCCUGCAGCAGCAGCAGCAGCAGCAACAACAACAGGCUGCCUAUUACCAGCAGCAGCAGCAGAUGAUGCAGGCGCAGCAGUUCCCAGUGAUGCAGCAAGGAGCGCCAGCACAGCAGCAGCUCAUGCAGAACUAUUACCAGCAGCAGCAGCAACAGCAGCAGCAGCAGAUGAUGGCCCAGCAGGCAGCAAUGCAGCAGAAGACAGCAGGAGCAGCAGGUCAGCAGAAGCAGCAAGCCCCAGCCCCGCCGCAGCCCCAGCCCCAGCAGAGUGUGGCCCAGCCAGCACAGCCACAGGAGCAAGUGAUGCAGGCACAAAUGAGGCCACAGCAAAAGCCUCAGACGACCCCCCCUCCAGCAGUGCAGGGGCAGAAGCUGGGGUCUCUCACCCCUCCAUCCUCCCCUAAGACCCAGCGUGCAGGCCACAGGAGGAUUCUGAGCGACGUGACCCACAGCGCGGUGUUCGGGGUUCCAGCCAGCAAGUCCACCCAGCUCCUGCAGGCAGCUGCUGCUGAGGCCAGUCUCAACAAGUCCAAAUCUGCUUCCACCACACCCUCGGGUUCCCCAAGGACCUCACAGCAGAAUGUCUAUAACCCGCCCGAUGUCUCCACGUGGAAUCCAUUUGAUGAUGAUAACUUCUCCAAACUCACAGCUGAGGAGCUGCUGAACAAGGACUUUGCAAAGCUGGGUGAUGGGAAAGCUCCAGAGAAGAUGGGCAGCUCCACAGAGAACUUGAUCCCAGGUUUCCAGCCGGCUUCAUCUGCGGCCCAGCCGGAUGCAUUUGGUGGCUCUUCCUUCGCUCCUGGACCAGCUGAGAAAACGAAAGACAUUCUGAGCUUGGACACUAGCCCUUCUCUUCUGACUGUGCCUGACCCUUUCAUUCCUCUCCCAUUAUCCGACACGCCAGGUCUGCAGAGGGAUCCAGCCCUAUUCCCAGUGGUAGCUCUUGAGCCCUGUAAAGGACCUUCUGGCAGUGAUGGACUUGCUCCGUACAAGGGUCGGUGUGAGAUGCGGGAGGUGAAAACGCAGCACAACUCGGAGUCAGACUACUUGGCAAGAGAUGGUCCUUCAAGCAACAGCUCCUUCUACAGCAGUGAAGGAGAGGGGACAGACCAUGAAGGGGACAUUCUGGAUUGCAGCGGGUCCAGGCCGUUGCUGAUGGAUUCGGAAGAGGAGGAGGAAACCUGCAAGUUGUACCCAGGGUUCCUGCAGUCUGUGCCCAGGGAAAGGCAUGAGGCCUCCAAAGAAGAUCCCCACUCCCAGCCUAGAGCAGGGGAGUCGCUGUUCACUGCCUUCCAGUCACACACCGGGGAGGUUUUUAAUGAGCCGGAUGUCUUUGCCACAGCUCCUUUCCGAAGCGUGAGGAAAGUGCCUGAUGAGGUGGAUGUCUUUACCAAAGCUCCUUUUAUCUCCAAGGGGAACAUGGCUCUGAGGCAUCCCGAAGAAGCAGACGUGUUUCUGAGAGCCCCUUUCACUAAAAAGAAAAGCGUGGAAGAGCUGACUUCCCAUAGCACAUCUAAAGAGUCAUUCACACCUCCCAUCCUCCUGGGUCAGGGAGGCGAUGGCCAGCACCGAGCUAACCCCGGGAUCCCAAGCCUGGACUCCGCAAUGUGUGGGUCCACAGCCACGGCGAGAGCUCAGUAUGCCUCUGCUGGCUUUCAUCAGCCAGGAGGCCUUCAUCCCUCUUCCAUCAGAGCCGCAGAGCCCCAGGAGCACAUCCCUGCUACAGGCUCUGUGCCGCCAGAGCAGGGUGGCACUGCGGGCGAGAGGAGCCCGGGAGGAGCCGCGCUGCCGCAGGAGGCCGUGCUGGGCUCCGUGGCUACCAAGCCUUUCCGUCCACAAGCCCUGUCCAAAUACUCCCGUCACUACAGCCCGGAAGAUGGGCCGGGGCUCGACGUGAAGCCCAUCGCUGCUUACAAAGUGGUUUCCCAGGCCAACAGACAGGCGAUAGCAGGAUCUGUCUCUGUUGUCCCUCUGUCUUCCAGGACUACGGAGCUGCCCGGCGGGGAUCCCUUUGCUGCAGCACCCUUUCCUUCCAAAGCAGGAAAGCAAAAGCCUUAAUCUGCUGUGAGCUGGGAGGUGUGCUUCCCUAGGGCCACCUCCCACAGGACCUUGAACCUCUUAGUUGAAAUGAAUGAUAUAGCAAUAUAUAUAUAAAAAUAAUUAUUAUUUUUGGGUCAGAA
Pezoporus flaviventris is the source of this 3661-nucleotide messenger RNA. It is a transcript of the gene AAK1, whose product is annotated as AP2 associated kinase 1. The transcript is spliced from 17 exons. NCBI's taxonomy places the organism in Eukaryota, Metazoa, Chordata, Aves, Psittaciformes, Psittacidae. The record is from RefSeq and is a predicted model, not a curated record. The coding region runs from base 63 to 3539 and encodes 1158 amino acids. Gene Ontology annotation, molecular function: ATP binding; protein kinase activity. Gene Ontology annotation, biological process: protein phosphorylation.